Molecule: messenger RNA, 2454 nt
Organism: Paramecium pentaurelia
Lineage: Eukaryota; Ciliophora; Oligohymenophorea; Peniculida; Parameciidae
Source: the annotation of a GenBank genome assembly
AUGAAAGGCUCUUUUUAAGUGAAGGAAGCUCUAGCUGAAAUUUUUUAUUAAGUAAAAGAUAUAAACGAACACAUAUUCGCUGUCAUAUUAGAAAUAUUUAGAAAGGAAAAAGUUUAUGAUUGCAUUGGAUUCCUAUCAUAUAUUUAGAAUCAGACACAAUUAGAAUCAUAAAUCUUACUAAAAAUAUAGAAUUUCCUCCAAGCUGAUUAAGAAUAGAUAUUGUCUGUUGUUAGAAAUGAUAUGAAAUAAAUUAUAGAAGUCUUAAAAAAAUUAAAAGACCAUGACUUCAAUUAUAAAGACUUUUCCUCUGAAAAAAAUGAAGAAUCUACAUUAAGUCUAAUAAAUAGCAUCAAGAAUGAUAAAUUCAUCAUAGAAUUUCUGUACUUUUUAGUCCAUCUUACAUCUAUAGAUAACACUCUAAUAUAAUGUGGGUGAAAUUCAUUACAUAUAUUAGUUGAGAUGAAGGCUGACCUUAGAUACAAAAAUUUUGAAAAUAUUAAGAUUUAAAAUACUUCAUUAGUAGGAGCUAAUUUUUUUAGGUGUAAUUUUAGUGGAUCCAAAUUUAAUAAUGUUAAUAUAAAUGGGGUGAAUUUGAAUGGAGCUUUAUUGUUAAAUUGUUUAUGGAAGAACUUAAGAAUUCUAGAAUUAAAUUAAUUGAAUGACAAUCCAAGUGCAGUCAACUCAGUCUGUUUCUCUCCUUGUGGAAAUACAUUAGCUUCUGUAGGUGGAAGCGGAAACCAUUUGAAAUAAGGUGAUAACUCAAUUCGUCUAUGGGAUGUCAAAACAGGAUAAUAAAAAGACAAGUUUGAUGGUCAUACUAACACUGUUAGAUCAGUCUGUUUUUCUCCUGAUGGAAAUACAUUAGCCUCUUGUAGUAAUGAUAAGUCUAUUCGUCUAUGGGAUGUCAAAACAGGAUAAUAAAAAGCCAAAUUAAAUGGCCAUUCUAGUGCAAUCACGUCGGUCUGUUACUCACCUGAUGGAAAUGCAUUAGCAUCUGGUAGUGAAGAUAAAUUUAUUUGCCUAUGGGAUGUUAUGAGUUAGAAAAAAAUAUCUAAAUUGGAUGGCCAUCGCGGAACUGUCAACUCAGUCUGUUUUUCUUAUGAUGGAAAUAUGAUAGCUUCUGGAAGUGAUGAUAAGUUUAUCCGUCUAUGGGAUGGCAAAACAGGAUAAUAGAAAGCCAUGUUGGAUGGUCAUAUCCGUUAUGUUAUUUCAGUUUGUUUCUCUCAUGAUGGAAUACAUUAGCAUCUGGUGGUGAAGAUAAGUCUAUCCGACUAUGGGAUGUUAAUACAGGAUAAUAAAAAGUCAAGUAAGAUAGUGAAAGUGGAACUGCCUACUCAGUCUAUUUCUCUUCUGAUUUAGAUAUAUUAGCAUCUGGUAGUAAUGAUAAUUCUAUCCGUCUAUGGGAUGUAAAGACAGGAUAAUAAAAAGCCAAACUGGAAGGUCAUACUAGAUAUGUUAACUCAGUUAGUUUCUCUUCUGAUGGAAAAACAUUAGCUUCUGCUAGUAAUGAUAAGUCUGUCCGUCUAUGGGAUAUCAAAACAGGGUAAUAAAAAGCCAAAUUAGAUGGUCAUAGUGGUACUGUUAGAUCAGUCUGUAUUUCUCCUGAUGGAUAUACAUCAGCUUCUGGUAGUGUAGAUAAGUCUAUCCGUCUAUGGGAUGUCAAAACAGGAUAAUAAAAAGCCAAAUUAGAUGGUCAUAGUGGUUGUAUUAACUCAGUCUGUUUCUCUCCUGAUGGGAAUACAUUAGCUUCUGGGAGUGAUGAUUAGUCUAUCCGUCUAUGGGAUGUCAAAACAGGAUAAUAAAAAGCCAAAUUAGAUGGUCAUAGUGGUUGUAUUAACUCAGUCUGUUUCUCUCCUGAUGGGAAUACAUUAGCUUCUGGGAGUGAUGAUUAGUCUAUCCGUCUAUGGGAUGUCAAAACAGGAUAAUAAAAAGCCAAAUUAGAUGGUCAUAGUGGUUGUAUUAACUCAGUCUGUUUCUCUCCUGAUGGGAAUACAUUAGCUUCUGGGAGUGAUGAUUAGUCUAUCCGUCUAUGGGAUGUCAAAACAGGAUAAUAAAAAGUCAAAUUAGAUAGUGGUACUAGUUGGGUCUAAUCAGUCUGUUUCUCUCCUGAUGGUUAAAGAUUAGCUUCUGGUAAUUAUGAUAAAUCUAUCCAUCUAUGGGAAGUCAAGAAUGGAUAAGAAAUCAAAUCGUCCGAUAAAAAAUACAAAGAUAUUAUUAAAUAAUUUAUAAUUUAGCUCCAAUAAAAUAGUCAUUUUUCAGAAAGUAAUAUUUAUAUUUUUAAUAUUUAUAGUCUCCAGAUACCAAAAUACACUUCUUAUAUCCAAAAUGGCAAUAUUCUAAGUUAAAGGAGCAUUAAUUCUGAAAGGAGAAUUUUCAAAUCAAUCAGGUAUCGAUUUAAAGACCAUAUUUAAACAAAAAGGAAGUUGCUUUUUAGAAGACUUAUAGUAAAAGUGA